Messenger RNA from Pseudovirgaria hyperparasitica, 870 nucleotides. RefSeq lists its product as uncharacterized. The record is from RefSeq and is a predicted model, not a curated record. Bases 34 to 786 code for a protein of 250 amino acids. The transcript has a single exon. NCBI's taxonomy places the organism in Eukaryota, Fungi, Ascomycota, Dothideomycetes, Acrospermales, Acrospermaceae.
UCCCAGAUCAGUCAGAGUAAUCCUACGCAGCGAAUGCCUCCUUCAGGGUCUUUCUUCAGACGACAGUCAGCAAGCUCUAUCACAUCCGUUCAAAGUGCGGCAUCAUCAAGCUUUUCUGGUCUUUCCAUGAACUCCAACGACUCCAGAAGAUCUAUUUCGGGAGCCUAUGGACCCAACAACCUCCCUCCGACAGAGGACAUGUCAAGUUCAAACAACAUGACGGAACGCCCGGCGGCUAUCACUCGUCAACAACUUCCGCUGCGCCAAGACAAUAUCAAAAAUUGGUCCAUUUACGUUGUACUUAGUCACCGCAGUCGUACUAGCAGCAUGCAUUGGUCCAUUUUUGUCCCCACAGGUGUCCCGUACGGCACUGUCUGGCAAGUCGCAAAGAACAAGCAAGGCCUCUGGCACCUGGACACCCGCCAGGUCCAUCACCUCGUCACUUCUAGAUCACUAGCCGUGAUGUAUGAGAUAGGCACUGUGAACAACCAGACUUUCCGAUCAUUGCACAAUAUUCUUUCGACUGUCCCUGUUGGCGCGAAUCCGGGAGAGUAUUUCGACUCGCGAGUAUGGGUUCGUAGGGCCCUUUCCAUGAUGCAAGUCAAUCGCUUCACCAGUAUCGAUUCCGCUGUGGAUACGGUCAACAGAUGUCAGAUGUCAGUGAGCACAGGGUCUCACGGCGCAAAUAUCAUCAACAUCAUCCCGGUCGUACGACGCCUGCAGCGCCAAGACUCUGUUGGUUUUGUCGGCUCUUCCGGAUCCGGUGGGAUUCAAUUUGGAUAUUGAAGGGAGACUAUCCUGAUUAGAAAGCUGCCCUCUGACAAAGACUGACGCUUCGAUCUUGUGCUCUACGACUGGGUUGGCUUCCGG